AUGUUACAGGGAAAUCAGACCACAAUAACUGAGUUCAUCAUCGUUGGCUUCCCAGGACUUCACCCAGAAUAUAACGGCCUUGUGUCAACUGUUUUCUUUCUCAUCUAUGUGACCACUGUAACGGGAAACUCUUUUCUCGUCGUGUUGUUUGCGAUUGAGCGCAGCCUCCACAAACCAAUGUACAUCAUCAUGCUGAGCCUUGCCUUGUCUGACAUUGGUUUCUGCACGGUGGCACUGCCCAAGAUUAUAGCCAAGUACUGGUUCAAUGCGGACACAAUCCUUUUCAAUGUUUGCUUCAUGCAGAAUCUGCUGAUCCACUAUUUCGGUACGCUCGAUUCCUUCAUCAUGAUGAUUAUGGCUCUGGACCGCUACAUUGCCAUAUGUUAUCCUCUCAGGUACCCCAUGCUGAUAACCAAUAAGUUAAUGGUCAUUCUCAAUGCUUCUGCCUGGGUACUAUGCAUGGUUCCGCCUACCACCGCCACCAUGCUCACCUACAAGUUGCCCUUCUGUGGGCCAAACAAGAUAAUUCAGUGUUACUGUGAUACGAUCUCCAUACAAAAUUUGGCAUGUGCUAAUUAUGACAUGCAGCGUUUUGCGGCUGUCUCCAUAGCGCUGAUCGUGCUGCUCCUCCCUCUCUCCUUCAUCAUUUACUCCUAUGCUCACAUCAUCGUGUCUGUGCUCAGGGUCGCCAGUGCUCAGGGCCGCUGGAAAACCUUCUCCACUUGCAGCGCCCAGCUGUGCAUCAUCGCCCUGUUCUACGUCCCGCGCUGCUUUGUUUACCUGGCCACCACGCUCAAUUUUUACAUCAGCACGGACUUUCGCAUUGUUCUCACUCUGUUCUACAGCUUGUUCCCUCCGCUGGUGAACCCCUUUAUCUACUGCCUCAGGACCAGAGAAAUAAGGAAAACCCUGAGCAAAUGGUCUCAACAGAAGAAGAUUGUCAGUCACCAAACUGUCAUAGCACCUGUUUCCACCUGA
Megalops cyprinoides (Indo-Pacific tarpon) is the source of this 978-nucleotide messenger RNA. Its product is annotated as olfactory receptor 1-like. The coding region runs from base 1 to 978 and encodes 325 amino acids. The record is from RefSeq and is a predicted model, not a curated record. Gene Ontology annotation, molecular function: G protein-coupled receptor activity; olfactory receptor activity. The transcript has a single exon. NCBI's taxonomy places the organism in Eukaryota, Metazoa, Chordata, Actinopteri, Elopiformes, Megalopidae. Gene Ontology annotation, cellular component: membrane. Gene Ontology annotation, biological process: G protein-coupled receptor signaling pathway.